This is a messenger RNA of Pangasianodon hypophthalmus (striped catfish), 868 nucleotides long. Its product is annotated as myelin-associated glycoprotein. The coding region runs from base 11 to 868 and encodes 285 amino acids. NCBI's taxonomy places the organism in Eukaryota, Metazoa, Chordata, Actinopteri, Siluriformes, Pangasiidae. The record is from RefSeq and is a predicted model, not a curated record. The transcript is spliced from 5 exons.
AAGUUGCAGCAUGGAUCCACAGUCAAAAAUACUGCUCUGCUGGAUUUGCCUUCAAGUGAUCUUUGCCUCUGCUUUUUCGGAUGUGUGGAAGGCAGAAGUUGUCUCUCCAGUGGAGGCGCUGGUCUCAUCUUGUGUCGUGUUGCCCUGUAAAUUUAAUUACCCGGGCCCUCAACGUCCUGACUCUCGGCUGAAGGGAAUCUGGCACAAAUAUCCAAAGAAAAAUGAGCGCGACUAUGAUGAAGAUCCUUUCUCGAUUGAGGAUAACUUCAAGGGCCGCACAAAGCUAAUUGGCCGACUGAGUGAGAAAAACUGCUCGUUGGAGAUAGACAAAGUGAGAGACCACGACAACGGCCCGUUCUGUUUCAGAGUUGAAAUCACAAAUAUAGAGAAAUUUUCUUUUGUGGAGAAGUGUGUGACCAUCAAUAUGAAGCCCGAACCUGACAAACCAAAUCUGGAUCAUGAAGAAUCCUUCACAGAGGGAACACCUGCUGUCUUUAAGUGUUACGUCAGACACACCUGUCCCACACACCACCCAACUAUUGAAUGGAAUCGUCAAGAUGCUAAACCUCGUUUGUCCUAUAAGGACAAUGGCUUUGGAGUUUGGGAGGUGGAGUCCCUCCUGAUCGUCCCUGCCACCGAGAAGGAUGAUCACACUGACAUCACCUGCACUGUCACAUUCCACGGCAACAAGAAAUCUGCAGUCACUCACAAGAUAUACAUAAAACGUGAACAAAAUUUCAUUCACAUCAUUAUUCCUGUGGCCGCUGUGCUCGGAACCAUCACUGUAUUUGGAUUGGCAUGUUUCUUCGUGACCAAGAGAUACAAGGAACAGAUCCAAGAUCUUCAAUCUCGAAAUCCAAAUGUGUAA